Molecule: messenger RNA, 246 nt
Organism: Penicillium roqueforti
Lineage: Eukaryota; Fungi; Ascomycota; Eurotiomycetes; Eurotiales; Aspergillaceae
Exons: 2
Coding region: 1-246 (81 amino acids)
Source: RefSeq, a predicted model, not a curated record
AUGUCAACCAAUGUCGGAGAUGCAGCUCUCAGAGGCGAAGAGGAAUAUAUUCGAGGGCAUAUAUUCGAUGGAGUGGAUUAUGAGAGGCACAUUAUUGGCAAGGGCACCCUUAUCAUGAUCAUUCCUCCCUCGGCCAGUGAGGAGGAGCCAAAAACACACAGGAAUGUGGAAACAGAGAUCAAAAUUCCAGUUCCACCGAGGCACGAGGUCAAGGUACUAGAUGCCCUAGUAAUGAUGACCACGUAG